GGAUGAAUCUCCGGACAAUUUUAAAAAGUACACGUAAGCAUGGCCGCGGGCGAUCCAGACUUCAACUGGACUGCAUGGGCCGCGGGCCAGGAGUGUCAUGGCGUUUGGCGCGUUCCAAACGACUGAUUCUGCAGACGACAACAAAGUAGCAAGCUGCAGCGUGCGACGACGAUCGAAGCUUUAAUAAUUAUGUAUGUGCAGUACGAGGGAUUCGCAUCCUAAAACUCGCUAAAACUCGCAGCCUGCGUAUCGCAGUUUUAUGCCCCAUCAAAGCAGGCGGUACUUCGUUUUCAAGAUCCGACCUUCGCCUGUAGGGGAGAGGUCUGGGUGUCUUUUCUCGGCCCACUUUUCGAGGACAUCAAGAGUACCUCAAUAUUGUUCGUGAUGAAGUGUAACGUUUGUUGGCGCAACCUUGAAGGACGAGGGGUUGCAACAAAUUGCGGACAUGUCUUCUGUGUGGAGGAUGCAACAAGAAUUCUACACUCGGACUCCACAUGCCCAUUGUGCGAAAAGAUUCUAUCCAAGAGUGACAUGAAAGCGGUCGACCUUAAUCCGAAGGAAGAGUGGGUAAAUAUGGCCAUGGCUGGAGUUCCACCCGAUUAUAUUAUGAAGAGUGCUUUCAAGGGCGUAGUCUUUUGGUUAGGUCAGAAGGAUGUGGAAGCUCAGGUAACAGUCAGUAAGGCUAUGCAACUACGUCAGAAGUUUGAAGAAAUGCAGACAAAGUACAUGGAAAAAUUACAGCAAGUCCAUGCUGGCUACCAGAAGGCUAUGAAGAAACUCCAGUGUGUGCAGGAAGAGAAAGACAGUCUUCUCAAGGACAGAAAAGAAUUACAGGAAAAAUAUGCAGAAAAGGCAAGGCAAAAGAGAAAGUUGGAAGAGAUGUAUGAAACUUUGCGAGGAGAAUACGAGAAAGUAAAACGAACUGCUCUAGUGCCGGGUUCUCGAAGUCCCCCAUUUCAGAAGUCAAACCAAUUCGAUUUUACGGCCCCAACACCAUCUGGAUUUGAAGAUCGGACGCAAUUGAGGACCUCAGACUCCGAGAGACCGAUGGAGUUUUUGGGCCUGGCUCCAGGAACUCCAGCUCCUAAUAGUCAGAUGUGGCCAGCACGACAGAAACCUGUUUCUGGUCUCUUUGACGGGCCCAGUCACCCAGCAAUACGGAGAAGAGAUCAGUCUGGGAGGCUGCAGAAAAAUGAAGCUGGAAGUUCACCUUUCAAAAAGUCCGACCCUCCGUUGUUUACGCUGGAUGGUGGAAUCACAUCCACUGGCAUCCGCAACAUGCUUCUGUCACCGAUGAAACGACCUGCAAGCCGGAUGCCACCUUCUGGGUUCAGCUCUUGAAACUGCUCGAUCCACCUCUACUUAUCCAAGACUUCGACUUUAUGUGACUUCUUGCUUUCUCCGUCGACGAUUUUUGAUAGAGUGCAAUAAAUUGCACAAGACCUAAUUUUUGUAAGAAAGAUGGGGUGGUAACAGGUUUCUCGUUACGGGUGAUGGGAGCAAGCAUGAUGGACAUAACAAACGAUGAUUCAUUGAAGACAAUUUACAAUCUGAAUUUUGUUUUCAUUGGGGUUUUAUAGUUAAGAUCCAAUGCUCUUAUCACCUUUUAACCGUCCUGAAAUGAGCCCUACCUUUCACCUUUGCUGAAGCUAUCACAACCAACUAAAUCGUAGCUGCCAUCCAAUUGCAAUCCACCCAAGGGUCAAGAUUGUGAACGCAGACAGACCGUACACUGAAAUGCAAAUUGCGUAGCGCAUAUUGCUAGUAUUGUUGUUCAAGUUCUCGACUUUCCCUCCUUUGGUUUUUCGCUUAAUUUUGCCUACCUUAUGUUCAGCAGGCAAGAAUAAUCAAAAUUCGUUGGUUUUAUCGGCUCUUUCGGUACUUUCUGUCACAUGCUCACUGGUACCGUAACCUUGUCAUUUACGCUUAAGCUUGUCUUGUGUAACGUAGGCAGCCAAUAUGUUCUCAACAACUUACCUUUAGGAGAAAGUACCGUAUAAAUAUUGGUUUUUAACUUGCAUUUGUAUCUCAUCUUUCUUAUUACAUUAUUCAGUUUUUUGAAAACGAAAAUAUUGGAAAUCUUCGAGAAGGUUGGCGGAAGUAAUCA
This is a messenger RNA of Marchantia polymorpha subsp. ruderalis, 2107 nucleotides long. Lineage: Eukaryota; Viridiplantae; Streptophyta; Marchantiopsida; Marchantiales; Marchantiaceae. The record is from the annotation of a GenBank genome assembly.